This is a messenger RNA of Brugia pahangi, 210 nucleotides long. Lineage: Eukaryota; Metazoa; Nematoda; Chromadorea; Rhabditida; Onchocercidae. The record is from the annotation of a GenBank genome assembly.
AUGGGUUGUACCAGGAGAUAUUCACAAACAGUAUUUGAUGAAUUGCGUGCUGAUAGAUUAGAAGCUGAAGUAUAUUUGAAGUGGUCAGCAAAUACUGAUUUUAAAAAUCGAGUAAAAAUUGUGCUUGAAAAUGGAUCUUCAUGUAAUGCACCUGCAUGUUUACUUACUGCAUUCUCGGAUAUUUUUCCCAAACUUCUUUCAUCACAAUGA